Molecule: messenger RNA, 1281 nt
Organism: Dreissena polymorpha
Lineage: Eukaryota; Metazoa; Mollusca; Bivalvia; Myida; Dreissenidae
Product: protein FAM136A-like
Exons: 3
Coding region: 165-572 (135 amino acids)
Cellular component (GO): cytoplasm
Source: RefSeq, a predicted model, not a curated record
UCGACAUUCCACGUGUUCGAUAAUUAGCUCAAUAUCUCAAACAGUAUUGAACAGUAAAUCUAUACUUGGGUCGAAGAUCAGAACGAAACGUAGUACAACGAAUAGUUAACUAUAGGGUGAAGUAUUUUAUGAUUGUUUUAUGAUGUAACCUAUCGACCUUCAACAUGGAUGCCGGCAUGAGAAUUCAGAAUGAAAGCGUUAAAAUGAUGGAAAGACUUGACAAAGAAGUCAUGAGAAAGUUGCAGGGAGAAACAUUCCGAUGCAGUGCUAAAUGCUGUGAUGAUACAACCAGCAGCAUGAAUGAUGUCCAGCGUUGCAUGAACAUGUGUGCUGCUCCAAUGGAGAAACUACAAAGCCAAGUCGAGUCAGAAACACAGCAGUAUCAGAGCCGUCUAAGCCGUUGUGUGCAGAACUGCCAGGACCAAAUGCAGGACAGACUAGGUUCCAAUUCAAAUGUGACAGCAGCCAUGAAAGCAGAAGCAGAAUCUUGUGUCAAUGCAUGCGCUGAUAGUUUUAUAGGCAAAUUACCAGAACUAGAAAAGCGUAUUAAGUCAGUGUUGUUGAACCAUUAAUUUUUUAGGUCACCUGAUUGCUCAGGUGAGCUUUUGUGACCGGUCUUUGUCCGUCUUCCGUUCGUCGGUCCAUCCGUCCGUCGUCCACAUUUGGUUUGUAAAUACUCUAGAGGCCACAUUUCAUGUCCGAUCUCCAUGAAACAUGGUCAGAAGAUUUGUCCCAAUGAUAUCUCGAUCAAGUUCGAAACUGGGUCAUGCUGGGUCAAAAACUAGGUCACUAGGUCAAAAAAAACAAAAACCUUGUAAACACUGUGGAAGUUAAAUUUCAUGCCCAAUUUUCAUGUAACUUUGUCAAAAUGUUUGCCUAAAUGAUAUGUUGGUCGAGUUCAAAAGUGGUUCCGGUCCGUUGAAAAACAUGGCCGCCAGUGGGCAGGGCAGUUUUCCUUAUUUGGCUAUAGAAAAACCUUGUUAACACUCUAGAAGUCACAAUUUUUGCCCAAUCACCAUGAAAGUUGGUCAAAACAUUGGUUUUAUUGAUAUCUGGGACACAUUCGAAAAUGGUCCAGAUCUGUGAAAAAACAUGGCCGCCAGUGGGCGGGGUAUUUUUCUCUAUAAUAUGUAUAUAGUGAAAACAUGUGAACACUCUUGGAGUCACAUUUUUGGCCCAAUUUUCAUGAAAUUUGGUCAGAACACUUGUUUCUUUGAUAUGAGAGUUGAGUUCGAAAAUGGUUCCGGUCAGUUGAAUUAAAUUAAAUGGCUGCCGGGGGGG